Molecule: messenger RNA, 495 nt
Organism: Caenorhabditis remanei
Lineage: Eukaryota; Metazoa; Nematoda; Chromadorea; Rhabditida; Rhabditidae
Exons: 3
Coding region: 1-495 (164 amino acids)
Source: RefSeq, a predicted model, not a curated record
AUGGGCAAAAAAACUUCAAAAAAGACAGAUUUCCUUUUUUCGGCAGUUGCUGUAGCACUGCGAUUAGCUGCGGGAGGGUUAAGAGUCGUAAUAGAAGUGGACAGUAUGAAACUGGUUCUACAAUUCAUGGAAACUAUUUAUUUGAUUUUAAAUGUCAUUCUAUUGAUAAUUAUGGGAAUACGAUCGAAGAUGGGAAAAUUGAAAAUCAAUCAAUAUAUCGUUUGUCGAGUUGUCAAUUCUCUUAUAUUGAUUGCAAGUUUCAAUAUAUCUCUCCUCUUCUUCGUCUCCAAACAACUACUCUUUCCAACCGUCGAGAAUCCUGAGGAUAUCAUCGAAUCAGAAGUGUAUACAUUCAACUUCUACUAUCUCUCCUUCUUCUGGAUUAUCUCUGUUUAUAUCUGUUAUUCUCUACCAGUACAGAGAUUAGUGAUAAGACAAGACACGCCAACGGAGAGAGUACAAGUAGUCACAGUGCUGACAAUUGUGAAACCAUAG